Molecule: messenger RNA, 864 nt
Organism: Rubroshorea leprosula
Lineage: Eukaryota; Viridiplantae; Streptophyta; Magnoliopsida; Malvales; Dipterocarpaceae
Source: the annotation of a GenBank genome assembly
GGAAGAUGUUUGAUGCCUCUUUAAAUUUAGUAGCAUGGCACACCCUCAAACUGACAGACAGACAGAAUCAAUGAACUGUACACUUGGGAACAUGAUUUGUGGCAUCUGUGGGGAUCGACCAAGACAGUGGGACUUUGCUCUAGCUCAAGCAGAAUUUGCUUAUAACAGUGCAGUGCAUAGUGCUACAGGGAGAUCUCCAUUUUCCAGAGUAUACCAGAAAGUGCCUAAUCAUGCUGUAGGCUUAGUGAAGUUGCCAGGAGUGAGGGGCAUUAGCACUGCAGCAGCAAAUUUGGCUGGGCAAAUCCAAGAAGUUCAAGCUGAGGUCAAAGCCAAGCUUGAGGCGACAAAUAGCAAGUAUAAACAGGCAACAGAUGUGCAUCGAAAGGACAAGGCAUUUGCAGUAAUGGUUUUUUUGAGGAAGGAACGCUGUCCAGCAGGUACCUACAAUAAGUUGCUGCCACGCAAGUAUGGUCCUUAUAAGAUCCUCAAGAAAAUUAACAACAAUGCUUAUGUGCACUGUGAUUCAGAAGAGCAGAAUGUUGAUAUCCUGACCAAAUCCCUUCCUAAGCCAAGAUUUGAGAAGCUAAGAGAGAAGCUCGGAAUUACAAAAGCAAACACCAAGGAGGAGUGUUAAAAGUGCUGUUUGCAUUGUAACUCUCCUCAAUUAAUGUAGUAGGUGUAUUUAAUAGUUGGUUGGGGGUUGAGAUUUGAUGCUUAGACUACAAAAUGCAUUUGGAAGAAAAUGGUGCAGAUAUGUUAACUUUCAGCAAACAUGCCUUCAAUGUAAUCCCUCUUUUUUAUCUAAGCUACACUUGUAUGAAAAAUUAGAUGAAGAUGAAGAUGAAAUGAAUGAGAGAAAGGCUG